AGCCUCUUGCCUUCGUCAGCAGCGAUCUUUCCAGUCGCAUGCCGAAGUUGGGAACAGACCAUGUCUAACGAUUCUGCUGAUUACAACAGAGAUCGAGACCUUGGGGCGGUCAGGUCGAUGCCUUGCAUCAAAGGCUUCGUCAUAGCACAAGCCCAGUCUGGCACUGGCAAAACUGCCACGUUUGCCAUCUUUAUCCGGCAGACGGAGACCCAGGCUCUGGUGCUGGUCCCCCAGGUAUGCUGAACCUGAGGUCAGGUUAAACAUGGCUCUUUCUCAGACCAAGGCGGCAUAUUGUGACAGUGGCUUAAAACGAAGAUCCAGAAGGUCAUUCUGGCUCUGGGGGGCCACCUGCCAUGCCUGGAUUGGAGGGAUUAACGUCCGCUGUGAAAUGCAAAAGCUGCAAGCCGUGGCCCCCCAUAUAGUGGUGGGCACCCCCAACCGUGUUUUCCACAUGUUUAACAGGAGAUGCAUGUCUAAGUACACACCAGUCCCCUAAAUGGAUCAAGAUGUUUGUCCUGGAUGAGGCAGACGAGAUCUACGACAUCUUCUAGAAACUCUGCACAAACACGGAUGGCCCUGCUCUCAGCCACCAUGCCUGCGGACGUGCUGGAGGUGACCAAGAAGUUCAUGCGAGACUACAUCCUGGUGAAGGGGGAGCUCACCCUGGAGGGCAUCACGCCGUUCUACAUCAACGUGGAGCGAUAGGAGUGGAGGUUGGAUACGCUGUGCGACCUGUACGAGACUGACCGAUCAUCACCCAAGGCGGUCAUCUUCCUCAACACCAGGAGGAUAGUGGACUGGCUGACAGAAGAUGCACGCCUGGGAUUUUACAGUCUGCCCUGGCCCGUGGAAUUGAUGUACAGCAAGUUUCCCUGAUCAUAAACUAUUAUAAAGAGGACAAGCGGAUUCUUCGAGACGUUUUACAACACGACUAGAGACUGCCCAUGAAUGUUGCAGACAUGAUCUGAGUCUUCUGGGUUUGACCUUUCACGCGCAGCAAUGAUGGUCAGCAACUCCCAAGUUGCCGAUAAUCAAGAAACUCUUUUCAAAUGUUAAACAUUGACUCUGAUUUGUGUAAGCGACGUGACAUCAAUGUUGGUCGCUCUGGGACAGUUGUAGAAUCUGUCAGUUGGAGCUGUGAUGGUGUUUUUCUGCAUUCUUUCGAUUAUCAAUGUGUGUUGGAUGUUCAUCAUUUGGUAAUGAUCUACUUGUGGCCAAAGAGAGGUGAUGUUAAGUUAGCAAAUUGUUAUGCAUGCAUAUGUGAAGUCUUUAAUGUACAGCCAGAUUAUAUUGUCUGGUAUUGAUUUUUAUUUGCCUUUUUUUCCCACUGCCUGUUAGCACAAUUCUGUGAAGUUAUGUUUUAUAAAUAUAAUGCAUCACUCUU
Messenger RNA from Hypomesus transpacificus, 1384 nucleotides. It is a transcript of the gene eif4a2, whose product is annotated as eukaryotic translation initiation factor 4A, isoform 2. Lineage: Eukaryota; Metazoa; Chordata; Actinopteri; Osmeriformes; Osmeridae. The record is from RefSeq and is a predicted model, not a curated record. Gene Ontology annotation, molecular function: RNA binding; RNA helicase activity.